CACCUACCUUGGCGGAGAUAGUCUCAAGGCGAGCCACAAAAUAAGGGCGAGGAAUUCAUCUCUGCCUUGAAGUCUGAACUCUCUCUUUGCACCGAGGUAGUGCUUAUAGCUCCUGACUUUCAAGUGUUCUCAUCGUUGCUGCCAUCAUGGCAUACACUUUCUCUCAUGUCAAGAAGGUGCUCGUGGCCAAUCGAGGCGAGAUUGCGGUGAGGUGUAUAAGAGCAUGUGCUGCAGCUGGAAUCAAGAGCGUGUCCGUCUACACGGAGAGUGAUAGCACUUCUGACCAUGUCAGCCUGGCUGAUGAGGCUGUGUUGCUGUCAGGCCAAAACGUGAAUGGAUAUCUCAAUGUUGAGAAUCUAUUGCAGAUAUGCCGGGAUCACGAAGUAGACGCCGUCAUUCCAGGAUACGGGUUUCUCAGUGAAGAUGUUAACUUUGCUAAAAAAGUGCAAGAGGCUGGAAUGAUUUUUGUAGGACCUUCUUCGGAAUCUAUACUGGAGAUGGGUCAAAAGCAUCGUGCUCGUGCGCUGGCAGUGGCUGCGGGUGUACCAGUUGUACCUGGGACGCCCUUGCUCACAUCAGAAGAAGAAGCCAUCACAGCGGCAACGAAUCUGGGAUUUCCCGUUAUGCUCAAAGCGACUGGAGGCGGUGGCGGUAUGGGUCUCGAGGUCUGCUAUGCAGUCACGGAUAUCAAGGCCGCAUUUGCAAAGGUCAAAGGGCGGGGAGACUCUCUGUUUGGAAACACAGGUGUCUUCAUGGAGAGGUACUACCCAUCUAGUCGACAUGUGGAAGUUCAAGUUUUCGGAAACGGGGUCGAAGUCAUACACUUCGGAGAAAGAGAGUGUAGCAUUCAACGGCGGCAUCAAAAGGUGAUUGAGGAGUGCCCAAGUCCAUAUGUUCAUAAACGACCUGAAAUGCGCAAAAGGCUUACCCAAUGUGCUAUUGCGUAUGCUUCCGAGCUUAAAUACAAGUCCGCGGGGACUGUCGAAUUCCUAGUCGAUGAUAUAUCUGGCGACUUUUUCUUUCUGGAGAUGAACACCAGAUUGCAGGUAGAACAUGGUAUUACAGAGCUUUGCUACGAUGUUGACCUGGUAUCUCUGAUGCUUCGACAAGCGGAUUAUGAAAAGUCUGGCGCAAUCGGUAUUCCGACCGACUACUUGAAAAGUAUACAGAAAGAUGGACCAAACGGUGCGGCAAUUGAGGUUCGAGUAUACGCUGAAGUCCCGUACAGGAAUUUUGCUCCAAGUCCUGGAUUACUACAAGCUGUAGAAUGGCCAAAAGGCGAGGGUAUUCGAGUUGAUACUUGGGUAAGAACUGGACAGCGUGUGGCGCCAUACUAUGAUCCUUUGUUGGCGAAAGUCAUGGUCCAUGCGGAAAAUCGAGAGGCUGCGAUGCCAAAGAUGCUCAAGACGUUGUCAGACUGCCUGUUGCAAGGACCAGCAACCAAUCUACACUAUCUUAGUGCAGUGAUUGCCUCUGAUGGUUUCCAGAAAGGAGAAACUCUGACAAAUUAUCUCUCAACCAAAUUUCAGUACAAGCCUGCUGCUUUUGAUGUGCUGGAACCGGGUGCAUUUACAACGGUGCAAGAUUAUCCAGCGCGGGCAACCAGUGGACAUGGUAUCCCUAUCGGAGGUCCGAUGGAUAAUAUUAGUGCCAGAAUUGCGAAUAUUCUGGUGGGAAAUCCUCCUGGCCUGGAAACGCUCGAAAUCACGGUAUCUGGCCCGGAACUGCUGUUCACUGCAUCAGCCGUGUUUGCAGUUUGUGGUGCACCUAUGCAGGUUACCAUUGAUGGAGUUGAAAAGCCAAUGUGGUCAAGGCUUAUUAUAAAAGCUGGUCAAAAGCUCAAGAUUGGUGCUGCAAAGAAGGGUGGCUGCAGGAACUAUCUUGCAAUCAAAGGUGGAUUUCCAGAUGUUCCGGUAUAUCUCGGUUCAAAAUCAGCAACGCCGAGUCUUAAGUAUGGGGGUACUCAGGGUCGGCAACUUCAGACCAGUGAUUAUAUUGCACUUGCGGAGGAGACGGAGAUGUGGGCAGCGGAAGCUACGGAAUACACUCUACCGGCAUCAUGCAUUCCCAGUUUCGAUAUAACCGAAGUUUAUGUCUUGCACGGGCCAUAUGACGACGACACCACCAUGACUGCAAAAGAUCGCGAAAUGCUGUACAACACUGCUUGGAGGAUUGGUCACAACUCUAAUCGUACUGGUAUUCGACUGGUUGGCCCAAUCCCCGAAUGGGCCAGGAAGGAUGGAGGUGAUGGCGGUGCUCACCCCUCCAACGUCUUUGACUAUGGUUACCCUCUCGGUGGAGUCAACUGGGGUGGUGAUUCUCCUGUUGUCUUUUCUAUGGACAGUCCUAAUUUAGGUGGUCUUAUCUGCUCAAGUACGGUCAUUUCUGCAGAUUUAUGGCGGAUGGGUCAGCUUAAACCUGGAGAACAUGUUCGCCUCAAACCCACGACAUAUGAUAAUUCGCUCGUGUUAGCGAAACGAGUGGAGAGUUUCGUUGACCAGAUCCAAAAGCUGGUUGAUGGCAAGUCAGGUGAUGUUCCAGUCUUGGACUUGGUACUGCCUCCGGGUGAGAUUGGUGCGAUCUUGAAGAAGGUUGAGGAAAAUGGAAGUAUGAGGCCAGAAGUCAAGUAUCGACAGGGAGGAGACUCCUACCUGAUUGUUGAAUUUGGGAAACAGAAAGCGGAUAUAGCAAUAACUUGCCGGAUACGAUUACUGAUACAGAAACUUGAGGCUCUCAAGAUCCCUGGAAUGGUCAUGAACCCUUCAAUUCUUGGUGUAACAAUACAGUUCAACUCGGAGGUCAUCACACAACAUCAGCUACUGAAGACGGUUGAUGAGCUGGAAUCCGCAAUCGAACCAACUUUAGAAGUCACUCUCCCAGUCAGGAGCGUAUCCCUUCCUAUCGUGUUAGAUCACCCAGCAAUUACCGAAAGCAUAGACAGAUAUAUGGGAACCAUUCGCUCCAAAGCCAGCUAUCUACCCGACAAUGUCGAGUACGUUCGUAAAGUCAACGGUUUCGCAACGCGACGAGAAGCCUUCGAAAGAGUGCUGCAAUCGAGAUUCCUUGUCGUCUCGGUAGGCUUCCUAAUUGGUACCCCGAUUCUGUUCCCUCUGAACCCUAUGAGCCAAAUAACGGCGCAGAAGUUCAACCCAACUAGAAUCUCGACCCCAGGUGGUACCGUUGGCCUAGGAGGAUCGCUGCUUGCUCUAUACCCGAUUGAACAACCAGGUGGCUUUAUGAUGCUCGGAAGAACCCUGGAGACCUGGGACACAUUCGGUACCAAGCCAGGAUUUAGUCCCACAAACCCGUGGCUCUGGGAGCCAUUUAAUAUGAUUACUUUCCACGAAGUGUCAGUUGACGAGUACAAUAAACUCGAAGCCGAUUUUAUUGCUGGACGAUAUCAAUGGAAGGAAAGUGAGGAUAUUUUCAAUCUGCAAGAGGUCUAUAACACAUUCGAAUCGGCUAAGACGGAUCCCAAAUUCCUCGAAUUUAAAGAGAAGCAGAAACAAGGUGUCGAGGAACAACUCUCCAUCGAACACAAGCUAUACGCCGAGUGGACAGCCGGUAUCGAGGCUGCAAAAGCCAGCGAAGCAGAACGACUCCAAGAGAUCCUAAAACUGAAUCCCAAUCCCAUCAAUAUCGAUUCACCGAUCGAUGCCAAUGUCUGGAAGGUCGAAGUGAAGGUCGGGGAUGUGUUGAAGAAGGGCCAGGUCGUGGUCAUUCUGGAGGCUAUGAAGAUGGAGAUUAAUGUCCUGGUUCCGGAUGAUGCGGUGGGUAGCACGGUCCAGGCUAUUGCGAGUAAUCCGGGGAGCACAGUCGCUCCGGGGAGCUUACUGGUAGUUGCGAAGGGAAAGCAGCCUGAUUCGAAAAGUGAAUAGUAAUCUUCGAUGAAUUUGAAUAAAAUCACUCUUUAACAAAGG
Amorphotheca resinae ATCC 22711 is the source of this 3920-nucleotide messenger RNA. RefSeq lists its product as hypothetical. The record is from RefSeq and is a predicted model, not a curated record. Gene Ontology annotation, molecular function: ATP binding; metal ion binding. The coding region runs from base 147 to 3878 and encodes 1243 amino acids. The transcript has 6 exons. Lineage: Eukaryota; Fungi; Ascomycota; Leotiomycetes; Helotiales; Amorphothecaceae.